UCCCAGAAUCAAUUCAGUUGAAGUUGCGGGACGGUUACGAACGCAACAUUGUUUCAAAUUCAAUGCAACAAUUACAUUUAACUAAAAGUAUUCCAUAUAAGAACAACAGUCUGUGAUAGUAUUAUUAAAUUUUAAGCAAGAGACAAAAUAUACAGGAUGACCACACUAGACAACUCCUUGGACUCGAUUUUGGUCCAAAUUGGCGAUUUUGGAAAAUAUCAAUCGUUUAUGUUUAGUUUAGUUUGUUUUGGUGUUAUUUUACACUCUGGAGUUCAUGUGGCGUUCGUUUUUACUGCCAUGGAUGUUAGUUAUCGGUGCGAAAUUCCCCAAUGUGACACAGUUGACCCACAAUAUGAACCACCUUGGUUACCAAACGCUGUACCUUAUACCGAUACGAAUCCAGCUAAAUGCACAAGAUACAUAAUCAAUGCCACGCAAGAUUUUGGCAAUUGCACAAAAGAAGGCGAUUUCACAAGUUUGACAGAAAGAUGCGAUACAUUUGUUUACGAAACACGAGAAAAAAGCAUUUUACAGGAGUAUAAUCUCCAAUGCGAUGAUAAUCUGUGGAAACUGACGUUAGUUGGUACCAUCAAUAACGUGGGACAGUUUUUCGGAUUGUUUAUUUCAGGAAUCAUAUCAGACAGGUUUGGCCGUAAAGUUAUAUUUAUUUGGGGCCUUAUACUAUGCGGAGUUUGUGGAUUACUUCGAACGCUUGCUCCUACUUACAUUUGGUUUUUAGUAUUUGAAUUUUUGGAUGCUGCGUUUGGUGCCGGCAGUUACGUUUGCGGAUUUAUUAUGGGUGUUGAACUAGUUGGACCAAAGAAAAGAGUACUAACUGGUACGUUAGUAAGUUCCUGUUAUGCUUUGGGGGAAGUUUUUGCCGCUGGUUCAGCAUGGUUUUUUGAAGACUGGAGACCGAUUAUUUACGUACUGUACGGUCCUCCAAUGUUGUUGUUUGUCUAUUUUUGGAUAAUCCCAGAAUCAAUUAGAUGGAAUAUCAGUAAAGGAAAAAUAGAAGAAGCCAAAGACACUCUGAGACGUGUCGCAAAAGUCAAUGGAAAAACUAUAUCUGAAGACGCUUUAGAUAAACUGGCAAUGGCUGACACAGGCGAUUCUAACAAAUCUUCAAUCUCUGAAGUGUUCAAAUCUCCGGUUUUGAUGCUUCGUCUAAUCAAUUGCUUCUUCUGUUGGAUCACUUGUGCAUUUCUUUUUUACGGCUUAACGCUGAAUUCUGUCGCCUUGGCAGGCAAUGGCUAUUUAGAUUUUAUUUUAACUUCGUUAGUUGAAAUUCCGGCUUAUUUUGCAUGUAUUUAUGUUGUUGAAAAAAUGGGACGAAAGUGGUCCCUGAGUUUGUCAUUUUUCAUGACUGGUAUCUCCUGUUGUGUGUUUAUUUUCAUUCCGAAAGAUUUACACAAUGUUAGCCUUGCAAUGUGGAUGCUUGGAAAAUUUGGCGCUACAGCUGCGUUUACAAUAACCUACGUUAUAACAAGUGAAUUGUUUCCAACGCCAUUGCGACAUUCUUUAAUGGGGGCAUGCUCAACUUUUGGAAGGAUAGGCUCUAUGAUAGCACCGCAAACCCCAUUGCUCGCUCAAAUUUGGGAACCUCUGCCAAUUAUAAUGUACACAGCAAUGGCCACUAUCGCAGGACUUUUGACGCUUCUAUUUCCAGAGACUGUAAACAUUAAGCUACCAGAUACGAUAGAUGAAGCCAUUAGUAUAGGAAAAAAUAAAAAUAGUGUACCUAAAGACUAACAUAUCUGUGAUGAGUUUUGUAAAAAAGUACUAAACAUUUUAGGCGUAAUAAUAUUUAUUUUAAAGUA
Molecule: messenger RNA, 1820 nt
Organism: Tribolium castaneum (red flour beetle)
Lineage: Eukaryota; Metazoa; Arthropoda; Insecta; Coleoptera; Tenebrionidae
Product: solute carrier family 22 member 1
Exons: 8
Coding region: 157-1752 (531 amino acids)
Biological process (GO): transmembrane transport
Cellular component (GO): membrane
Molecular function (GO): transmembrane transporter activity
Source: RefSeq, a predicted model, not a curated record